AUGGAGGCGAUUGCCAGUCAGAUGGGAACGGGGAGAGACUCAAGCUCCUCCCCGAAUUCAAAGCAAGAGCUGCAGCCCUACUCGGGCUCCAAUCCCCUCAAGCCCAACCAAGUGGGUGAGACCUCCCUGUACGGCGUGCCCAUAGUGUCCCUGGUCAUCGACGGGCAGGAGCGCCUGUGCCUGGCGCAGAUCUCCAACACCCUGCUCAAGAACUACAGCUACAAUGAGAUCCACAACCGGCGGGUGGCGCUGGGCAUCACCUGCGUGCAGUGCACCCCGGUGCAGCUGGAGAUCCUGCGGCGGGCCGGGGCCAUGCCCAUCUCGUCCCGGCGCUGCGGCAUGAUCACCAAGCGGGAGGCGGAGCGGCUCUGCAAGUCCUUCCUGGGCGAGCACAAGCCGCCCAAGCUGCCGGAGAACUUCGCCUUCGACGUGGUCCACGAGUGCGCUUGGGGCUCGCGGGGCAGCUUCAUCCCGGCCCGCUACAACAGCUCCCGGGCCAAGUGCAUCAAGUGCGGCUACUGCAGCAUGUACUUCUCGCCCAACAAGUUCAUCUUCCACUCCCACCGCACGCCGGACUCCAAGUACACGCAGCCCGACGCCGCCAACUUCAACUCCUGGCGCCGCCACCUCAAGCUGAGCGACAAGACGGCCACGGACGAGCUGAGCCACGCCUGGGAGGAUGUCAAGGCCAUGUUCAACGGCGGCACCCGCAAGCGGACCUUCUCCCUGCACGGGGCGGCCGCCGCCGGCGCCUCCUCGGCCGCCAAGGCCGCCCUGCACCCGCCGCCGCCCGGCGGAGCCGAGCUGGCCCCGGUGCACAAGAGCCUGCGCUGCAGCGGCGAGGAGGCGCCCGGGGAGCGCGGCGCGCUGAGCUUGGCCGGGGCGCACGGCGGGGCGGCCGGGGCGCACGGCGGGGCCGGCGCGGUGCGCAGCUACCCGGUCAUCCCGGUGCCCAGCAAAGGCUUCGGCAUGCUGCAGAAGCUGCCGCCGCCGCUCUUCCCGCACCCCUACGGCUUCCCGGCCGCCGCCUUCGGGCUCUGCCCCAAGAAACAGGACGAUUCACUGGGCGGAGCCGGCGGGGGCGAGCCCGGCAAAGGGGGCGCCCUGCCGCCGGGCAUGUUCUGGGGCCACCCGCACCCCCACCCGCACCAACCCCAGCAGCCUCCGCACCAGGCCGGCGCCAGCAAGGACAGCGGCGUCUACCCGCCCUUCCCCAUGUUCUGGCCGGCCGCCGGCAGCCUGCCCGUGCCGCCCUACCCGGCCCAGAGCCAGGCCAAAGCGGCCGCCACCGCCGUGGUGGUGGCGGCCGCUGCAGCCGCCGCUGCGGCCGCCGCCGACCCGCCGGGCCUGGGCGGCCGCCACAGCGAGCUGGAGGGCUCGGAGCCGUCGGGGAGCGGGCGCAGCAGCGCCACCCCGCAGGAGGGCUCCGGGGCGGACGGCGAGCGCUGCUCCAGCGCCCUCUCCAGGGCGGCCGCCGAGGAGGAGCGGUCCGGGGACGAGGCGCUGCUGCCCCCGCUGCCCCUGCCCAGGAAGGGCAGCUACCUGUCCGCCUUCCGCCCCGUGGUGAAGGACGCGGAGAGCAUCGCCAAGCUGUACGGCACCCGGGAGGCCUACGGUGGGGCGGGGCGGAGCGCGGCCGGCUACCUGUCCCCGGACUUCCUCAGCGAGGGCAGCUCCAGCUACCGCUCCCUCUCGCCCGGCGCCGACACGGCCGACGAGCCCGAGGUGGACGUGGAGUCCAACCGUUUCCCCGAGGACGAGGAGGAGGAGGCGGCCGUCGAGGAGGCGGAGGAGCCGCCGCCUCUGGCCGAGGAGAAAGCCGGGGAGCAGGGGCCGGAGGAAGGGAACCGCCCGCCGCCCGAGGGGAGCCCGCAGAGGAGCAGCAGCAGAGGCGGCUACGAGGUCUACACCCAGGAAAGAGAAGACCAUCUGCAGGCUCUGAAGAACGCUGCUUCACUGGGGUCUGCAACCACUUAUCUUUGCAACCCCGAGGCAAAUGAGCAAGAUAAGGAAGACAAUCACUCGACAGCAGAGGAUUUAGAGACCAGCAAAUCCUAUCAAGACCAAAGGAAUGUCUCGCAUCCAAGCCCUGUAAAUACCGACAGAGGUGAGGAAGGUCUCAGCAUUGACUUUAUGGGGACCCAACUAGUUGAAAAAGACAUUGAAAAUCUGGCAAGAGACGAAUUGCAAAAACUGCUCCUGGAGCAAGUGGAGCUUAGGAAGAAAUUAGAACGGGAAUUCCAAAGUCUGAAAGAUAAUUUUCAGGAUCAGAUGAAGAGGGAGCUGGCGUAUAGGGAAGAAAUGGUCCAACAGCUACAAAUUGUCAGAGAUACCUUGUGUAACGAACUGGACCAGGAGAGGAAAGCUCGCUACGCCAUCCAGCAGAAGUUGAAAGAGGCCCACGACGCGCUCCACCACUUCUCCUGCAAAAUGCUCACGCCUCGCCACUGCACGGGGAACUGCUCCUUCAAGCCGCCCCUGCUGCCCCAAUGA
Emys orbicularis (European pond turtle) is the source of this 2493-nucleotide messenger RNA. It is a transcript of the gene SKOR1, whose product is annotated as SKI family transcriptional corepressor 1. NCBI's taxonomy places the organism in Eukaryota, Metazoa, Chordata, Testudines, Emydidae. The record is from RefSeq and is a predicted model, not a curated record. Bases 1 to 2493 code for a protein of 830 amino acids. Gene Ontology annotation, cellular component: transcription regulator complex; nucleus. Gene Ontology annotation, biological process: negative regulation of transcription by RNA polymerase II; negative regulation of BMP signaling pathway. The transcript is spliced from 8 exons. Gene Ontology annotation, molecular function: RNA polymerase II cis-regulatory region sequence-specific DNA binding; DNA-binding transcription factor activity, RNA polymerase II-specific; SMAD binding.